AAAAAUACACUUGGUAAGCUGCAGAUUCCUAAUGCCGUCCCGUUAGUAUUACAGUGCUUAUUUCUUUGACCGCAUUGGAAUUUACGUUUAGAAAAGCAUACCAUGGUAUAUUUUGUAAAGGCAAUUUUUAUUUGGAUUGUCGGUGUCGCUGCGCUCUAUGAGAACUCACCCAGGCUCAUCAUUUCCAAAGAUGAAGGUGUUAACAGACACAGGUUCAACAAACUACAGAACAACAUUGUGUUCUUCCACCCGAAUGGAAGCCCAACUUUGUAUGUAGGGGGGACUGAAAUGGUCUGGUCCAUUGACUUUGAUGCAAAGAAGUACAUGGAGAUUCCCUUUUUGGCGGAAAACAAAAGCAGGCAGGACUGCAAAGAGGAGAGCCUUUGUGAAAAUGUUAUUACUGUCCUGCAUGAAUACCAAGACUCUCUUUUGGUUUGUGGGACCAAUGCAUUCAAACCUCAAUGCUGGAAUCUGAACAAGAAUGAAUCAAAGGUGACACCUGCGCAGCGCAGCGGAAUUGGGAUUUCUCCUUUCUGCUCGAUGCAGAAUUCUCUGUCACUGUUCGUCGAGGGCAAUAUCUACGCAGCCGCUCCACUGUACAAGCAGGGAAAUAGCCUGCAGUUCCGGAGGAUUUCCGAUACCAAGGUCUGGAUGUAUGAGAAGUGGCUUGACAAGCCUACAUUUGUCAGUGCCACAUGGGUAAGCAGAAAGCAAGAUCCGGAAAACGAUAAAAUCUACAUGUUCUUCCAGGAGAAAAACCCAGACAGAAGCCCUGACACCGAUCCUUGGAUCUCUCGGAUUGCCCAAGUCUGCAAGGUGGACAAAGGCGGCCCCAGAAGGCUUUUCCAGAACACCUGGACCUCCUUCCUGAAGGCCCGGCUGGUCUGUGGCCUUCCCAAGGAGUCUCUGUACUUCAACAGGCUUCAGGAUCUCUUCGUACAGCACGCCCAGGACUGGAGAGACACCCGUGUCUAUGGCCUCUUCUCCAGCAGCUGGAACUCUACAGCUAUUUGCAUAUACUCCAUGGUCGAUAUCGACAGAGUCUUUCGGGAAUCCGAUUUUAAAGGUUUUUCUGGGACUAUCCCUGAUCCCAGACCAGGAACAUGUGUCCCGGAUAGCAGAAGUCUCCCUGAUGAGACAAUAAACGUUGUCAGGACGCACCCCGAGAUGGAGAAGUGGGUCUAUCCCCUCCACAAUGAAGCUGCCAUUCUCACCAGUAACAGAAACUACACCAAAAUCAUUGUGGACCAGAUCAAGGGGGCCCAUGGGAACACACACAAUGUCAUGGUUCUGGCUACCGAAGAGGGAUGGAUCCAUAAAGUGUUGGAGGAGAAUAAUAGGUCUUUCAUUAUAUCAGAAAUCCGUCCGUUCAAUCAUACAGCGCACAUCCAGACAAUGACGCUCGAUCAUAUAACAAAAAGGCUCUAUGUUGGAUAUGCCGAGCAGAUCGUUGGGCUGGAUUUGCAGAGAUGCCAGGACUAUGACCAGACCUGUGAGGAAUGUGUGUUGACCCGCGAUCCAUACUGCGCUUGGAAUCACAGGCAAUGCGGACCUGUAAACCAAUAUAAUUCUCUUCAAAAUGUAGAAGACGGCAGCACUGCUGUGUGUUCUGAACAGCCUAAAGCUGAAAAAUUGAUAUCAAAACAGUUUUCUGAGAUACCUCCAAACACCUACACCGUCUCUCUGUCUGCCCCCUACUACCUGUCCUGCCCAAAGAAAUCCCACCAUGCCAAGUACGCCUGGGAACACGACAGCAAAGGGAGGCUGGAGUGCCAGUGGACCGAGUCGGAUUGUCUGCACCUGAUAAAAGCCAUGACUGAAGAAGACUACGGCACUUACAGGUGCAUCUCAGAAGAACGGGACCAUAGAGACACAAUCAUACAGUACAACCUCUUGGCUGAACCUCAUGGUAUGCUACUGAGCAAGAGAACUGAUGAUAUCUGGGUAGUAGUUGUGCUAGCGGCCUUGGGCUUAUGCCUCCUGCUAAUUACUGUUGCAUGUGUAGUUGGCUUCAAACGUAGACAAUACCAUAACAUUUCAAAACAUGAUAGAAAACCUCAAACAAUAGUUCCGUAGCUAGUUCUGAAUGCUGUAGUUCUGGAGCUGAAGUAGGAGUUGUCUUCAUUCACUUUUUAAGGUAGGCAUGCUGAUAAGUAGAAUGUGUCAUGCUCCCCAGACAUCUGCCCAAAAGGGGUCAACCCGCGGGAGUGUCUGUGAGUAUUCUCCCUGUGGGAUCCCCAGCCAAGAUCAGCAAAUUCUUUAGCCAGACUGCAUGAAACCCUGGAUACAAGUUCAGGCUUUACCAGAUGAGCCACUUUGGAAUCUGGAACUGCAUUUUACAUACAAGAGUAUUUAGGCUUUACAACAGGCAGAGAGAGAAAGCAAGAAAGAUGGUUUGUGCAUGUGUGUCAGGGGGACGGCCUGGGGUCAGAAAGGAAGUCUAGUGCAUAAUACUGUGUUAAAACUGAAUUAUUUUUAUUUGUCAUUCAUGAGGAGUUUUUAUUCAGAUUUGAUAUGAUUGCAUUGUAUCAUUAACAUCAACAUAAAGCACAAUACUCACAAAGCUUUUACUAUAACUGUAUUGGUUUCCUCAAUUUGUUGUUAAUCAGAUGUAAAUGGAGUGAUGGAGAAAAGGGUUCGGGCAGGUGUCAUGUGAGCUGGAACACUGUCAUUGAAAAAGUGAUGCUGCAGUGUAAAUCAACAAACUUUUAUUACUUAUAUCAUUUUAGGUAAACCAAUAUGAGAAAGACUAAAGUAUGCAUUUAUUUAUUUAUGUAUUUAUUUAUUUGAAAAAUACUGAAGGAUUUACAAAGUUAAAUGUUUAACGUGAUUACAGCUGACAAAAUAGUUCCAUAAACCUUACCUGUGGCUCUACAGGGGUCUGUCCAUGUGCAGUUCUGCAAGAAGCACACAUUACAACAAACGUGUUGUCCUUACUCUCCGGAAAUCAGUUACUGUUUCUCAUCUUGGGUCAGUUCACCUCAGCAGUGUCACUGGGGUGAACGCAGGCUCUGCAAAGCAUGUCAUUCAUUCUGAGAAGUGGCAGGUUGGAUAAUAACAGGAAAGAAGGCGUUGAUGGGGCGCAGCGUGAUCUACUCUGGAGGUGAAAUGGCCAAAGAAAGAAAAUCAUUAGACUUUAAUUCUAUACCAGUAAUACAGGUAUUUAUAAGGCUUUGUUAACAUUUACCACACUAUUGUUAUAGUAUAUUUUUACUGAGAAAACAAAUUUAAAUAUCAGUAUUAUAUAUUUGUGUAGUGCUUUUUAUGGCAUCUGUGAAGGAACUAUUGAGGUAUGCAAAUGCAGUAUAAUAAACAUUUAAAAAUAA
Molecule: messenger RNA, 3326 nt
Organism: Polyodon spathula (Mississippi paddlefish)
Lineage: Eukaryota; Metazoa; Chordata; Actinopteri; Acipenseriformes; Polyodontidae
Product: semaphorin-7A-like
Exons: 14
Coding region: 103-2076 (657 amino acids)
Biological process (GO): negative chemotaxis; regulation of inflammatory response; positive regulation of macrophage cytokine production
Molecular function (GO): semaphorin receptor binding; chemorepellent activity; integrin binding
Source: RefSeq, a predicted model, not a curated record